AUGGAAAGCGAGAAGAUCAAGAUGUUGCGUGGAGAACUUUACUAUUCCAUGGACCCCGCACUGUUCAAGGAUCGUCAAGACGCGCGCAAAUUGCUGAAACAGUACAACGAAUUGGACGGCGCCGAGACCCCUCAAGCUCAAGCGAUCCUGUCGAGUUUACUGGACGCUAAGGGUCAAGACUGCUUUGUCGAAAUGCCGUUCCGCUGUGAUUAUGGAUACAACAUCCGGCUGGGAGACCGCGUCUACAUGAAUUUCAACUGCGUAUUAUUGGACGUGUGCGAGAUCACCAUUGGCAACAGGGUUAUGUUUGGGCCAAAUGUACAGCUUUAUACAGCAACACACCCGCUAGGGCCGAAAGCGCGAGCAUCUGGAUACGAGCUGGGCAAGCCAAUUACCAUUGAAGAUGACGUGUGGAUCGGUGGUAAUGUCGUGGUCGUCCCUGGCGUUAGGAUCGGUCGGGGUGCGGUCAUUGGAGCAGGUAGUGUUGUGACCAAGAAUGUGCCCCUGAUGUGUGUGUACGCUGGGAAACCAGCCAAAUUCGUCAAGAAAAUUGAAGAAGAGUGA
Peronospora matthiolae is the source of this 564-nucleotide messenger RNA. The record is from the annotation of a GenBank genome assembly. Lineage: Eukaryota; Oomycota; Peronosporomycetes; Peronosporales; Peronosporaceae.